Aspergillus fijiensis CBS 313.89 is the source of this 804-nucleotide messenger RNA. RefSeq names its product nucleotide diphosphatase. NCBI's taxonomy places the organism in Eukaryota, Fungi, Ascomycota, Eurotiomycetes, Eurotiales, Aspergillaceae. The annotation marks the transcript as partial. Gene Ontology annotation, molecular function: nucleoside triphosphate diphosphatase activity. The transcript has a single exon. The record is from RefSeq and is a predicted model, not a curated record.
AUGUCCGACAGCAAACAAUCCCUCCUCAACAACCCCACGGACCCCUCCGACCCCCCACCGGCCUACGACGACACCACCCCGAUCACCACAACCGCCACGAAACGCAUGUCGUCGCUCCCGCGGCCCCCGCCCCUCUCGCUCCCCAUCCUCAACCACCUCCGCAGCCAGCGCGUCAUCCUUGCCUCGGCCUCCCCACGGCGCCGCCAGAUCCUCUCGCAGCUGGGCCUGCCCAACCUGGAGAUCAUCCCGUCCAACACGCCGGAAGACUUCCCGAAGACGAUGGAACCGUUCGAGUACGUUCUGGCGACGGCGACGGAGAAGGCGCAGACGGUCUACCGGCAGGAGAUCAUGAACGAGGCCAAGGGGGAGCCGGGCCUGAUCCUCGCGGCGGACACCAUCAUCGCCGACACGGCGUCGGGCCGCAUCCUGGAGAAGCCCCGCUCCGAGGCCGACCACUUCGCCAUGCUGAAGGCGCUGCGGGACGUCGGCGAGCACAAGGUGUACACGGCGAUGUGCGCGAUGGCGCCGCUCGUGAGCGCCCGCGACCCCGGGUAUGCGCUGGAGACGGCGCUGGAGGAGACGGACGUCAAGUUCGAUCAGGGGGUGACGGAUGAGCUGCUGUGGGCGUAUGUGCGCACCAGGGAGGGCGCGGAUAAGGCCGGUGGGUAUGGGUUGCAAGGGUUGGGGUCGAUCUUAGUCGAGAGGAUCGAGGGGAGCUGGGAUAAUGUGGUGGGGUUGCCGUUGCGGUCGGCGUUGCAGUUGAUGGAGAGGGUGGUGGCCAAGGCGGAUGAUGAUGAUCGCUUG